Medioppia subpectinata is the source of this 1479-nucleotide messenger RNA. Lineage: Eukaryota; Metazoa; Arthropoda; Arachnida; Sarcoptiformes; Oppiidae. The record is from the annotation of a GenBank genome assembly.
AUGUGUGUAUUAACUAAUAUUAUAUACCAUUCGCUGACAGCGGACGAGCCGCCAGUGUUGCCAAUCGGUACGGAUGUGUCGGCCAAAUACAAGGGCGCCUUCUGCGAGGCCAAAAUCAAACGCCUGACCCGCGCCGUGAAGUGCAAACUGACGCUCAAACACAACAACAAUACCGUCACUCUCGAUGACGACGCCAUUGUCACCGGACAGCUGCGUACGGGCGCGCACGUGACCGUACGGUACGGAUCCAGUGGUGCCGCCGCCGGUGGUGGUGGCGCUGACGCCACCUGCGAGGCCACGAUCGCCAAAAUACUGGAUCAGUCGCUGUAUACAGUGGUGUUCGACGACGGCGAUGAGGCCACGCUCAAGAGGAAUAGCCUGUGUCUGAAGAGUGGCAAACACUUUGCCGAGAGCGAGACGUUGGAUCAGUUGCCGCUCACAAAUCCCGAGCAUUUUGGUAAUCCUGUGUCGUUGGGGCGUCGACGGCGGCGCCGACACCACAACAACUCGGACUCGGAUGACGACGAGGCGGACGACCGGUCCGUAACCGAUAGCCACCGGUCAUCGAAACGAGGCGGCGGUGGUAGUGGUGGCGGACCACCUGUGCUGACGCCCAGCGAACGGGACACCGACUGGGGUCGAGUGGUAUGCGUGGACUACUCGGACAAACGGGGCUCCAAGAAGGACGUGUGGUUCCCGGCGUUGAUAGUGGCGCCCACCGCACAACAGCCCACCGCCAAAGUGGCCAGAGAUGAGCAUUUGGUCCGCAGUUUUCGCGACGGCAGGUUCUAUAAGGUGCCCAAACGCGAGACCAGAGAGUUCGCCCGAGAGCUGGUCCUCUCCAAGAGUGAGGCCAACUCUGUGGCUCUCAGGAGCGCUGUGGAGAAAGCGGUGACGUUUGUGGACAAACAGGAUUUGCCCAAUGGCUGGGAUUAUGAUCUACUGCUUGGCAAUACUGUGCCGCAGUGUACCGAAUGGUUACCCUAUUUGUUAUGCGCUAAAUGGAUGGGUAAAAAGAAGGAUUCCGUCUCUUCUUUGGGCAAACAUUUGCUUAAAGAGAGGAAAAAGGAUUUAUCGAAACAUUUGUAUAAAACAAAUAGACAUGUCUUGGAUUUGGAAGAAGCGAAGAACGCGACGAGUAUUACAGAGACGACAACUCUUGAAGAGUUCUUAUCGACCGCUGAAAUGGCAAACAUUGAGUUCACCGCAGAACGACAAGACAUCCAAAUCGUUGAUCCAAACCUUAAAAGUGUUGUCAAGAAAGUGAGUGACAAUAAAGAGGCUCUACUCAUACCGAGACGUCCGCAAUGGGAUGAGUCGACGACAGCCGAAGAACUGAAUCAAUUGGAAUACGAUUUAUUUUCUGACCCAAACUCAACGCCAAGAGUGGGCCAAACAUUUCGAUUCGAUGGCAAUCAAAGCGCUCUUCUUCUCAGCCAAACAAGAUCGACGAAGAUGUGGACUCUUCGGAACCGAUAA